GUAUGUGUUCAUGUGCCGACCGACUUCUUUCUAUAUAACCUAAAAUUAUAAAUUUUGUCAUCUAAAGUUUUUACGCAAGUUUAUCACUUGAAUUUUUCGAAAAAAUGUGGAAAACUUUAAGUAAACUCGCGACAACUACUCUACAACCAGAGUCAGUACUUCAGCAACAACUGAGAACAACUUACAUUCUAAAACGGAGAUUUCCUCCUUUGCUACACAAAAAUGGGUCUCAUCCGAAGCGAUUGCGCAACAAACAUUUCAUUUAUGAUAUUGUAAAGGACACGUCCUAUGAACGGCAGCCUGACAUAGAUGUUAUCCUCACACAGUUUGUUGAUGGAAUUGGUAAAGUUGGUGAGAGAUUAACUAUGAGACCACAGGUUGCAUACAAUAGGCUGCUUUUGCCUGGCUUGGCUGUGUAUGCAUCACCAGAAAUGGUUGAAAAGUAUAAGGAGUUUGCUAAUGUAAAAGAUGAUGAAAAUCAUAGUUCCCCAACAGCUCAAAGAGCAGUCAAUGUAUUAUCGCGCCUGACAUUGACUGUGACAAUGAAUAAAGACAAUCCAUGGACACUCCAACCAUGGCAUCUUAAGAAUUGCUUCAGAAGAUGUGGUUUCCAUGUCCCAACUGACACAAUUACGUUGCCUAGUAGGGAAAUUAAAGGCCCUAAUAUGGAUUAUGAAGGAAAAGAGUUUUAUGUAACAGUAACAAUUAACAACCUGGAAAAGGUAAAUGUGCGUUGUAUUCUCCAUCAUUGGGCCACGGAUGUGUUAGAGCGAUUGCCGCAUGAUCAUGACUUCUUCAAGCGAAAGAAUGAACCGAUUUUUCCUGAAGAUGCCCCAGUUUUAGCCUCUUUACCCUCUAGACAAUUACUUGAGGAAGUUAAGGCGUAGGAUAAAUCAUGGUUUUGGUGGGAUCAUAAGGUUCCCAUCUACUAGCGGGAAAAAUAUGCUUAUUCCGCUCAUACCAACUCCUCAUCAGGACUUUCCCCGCGUGAGAUUCUUCUUUCUCAACAGUGGCAUCGCUCACAAGUCUGAUAUCAUCAUGUACAUCGAAUUGAAACAAUGGUCCUGACUUGCCUCUAGCUUUCGUUACAAUAAAAUCAUAAAAUGUGUAA
Molecule: messenger RNA, 1111 nt
Organism: Dalotia coriaria
Lineage: Eukaryota; Metazoa; Arthropoda; Insecta; Coleoptera; Staphylinidae
Gene: mRpL9
Product: mitochondrial ribosomal protein L9
Exons: 5
Coding region: 105-887 (260 amino acids)
Biological process (GO): translation
Cellular component (GO): ribosome; mitochondrion
Molecular function (GO): structural constituent of ribosome
Source: RefSeq, a predicted model, not a curated record